Molecule: messenger RNA, 1582 nt
Organism: Solanum tuberosum (potato)
Lineage: Eukaryota; Viridiplantae; Streptophyta; Magnoliopsida; Solanales; Solanaceae
Exons: 2
Coding region: 236-1465 (409 amino acids)
Source: RefSeq, a predicted model, not a curated record
UUGAGAUCAAUUCAUUAAUUCAGUUUCCCCAAUUCUUCAAUCAGUCUCAAAGCUCUCUUUUCUUCUUCCUGUUUCUCGAAGCUUCACUAAUGGUGAACCAGGUUUCAUCUCAGAUUCUCUGAAAUUCAACAUGGUAUCAGAGCCGUAAGGUUCUCUCUUCCGCAUCGAUCAUCUUAUCUCUUCGUUUCUUCUCUAUUUUCUCUGUUUUUCUGUUGUUGAUUGAUAUUCAGUAGCCAUGGGGGAAAAUGUUGAUACACCUCCAGUUCAGAUUCAGGAUCUCCCAAUCCUAUCCACUAAUGCUCUCUACAUGCAUCCAUCUGAGAAUGCUGGAUCUUCAAUUGUUCCGGUUCUAUUUGAUAGAUCAGGUUAUCGUUCCUGGAGACGAGCAAUUCUCAGAGCACUAUCAGUGAAGAACAAAACAGGUUUCAUCAAUGGAAAAAUCGUGAAACCAGAUCUCGAUUCAGCUACAUUUGCUCAAUGGGAACGAUGUGAUGAUAUGGUCACCUCGUGGCUUCUCAACUCACUCUCAAAAGAUCUUGCUGAUAGCCUGCAAUAUGUUAACAACGCAAAAGAGUUGUGGGAUGAAUUGGCUGAUAGGUAUGAUCAGACCAAUGGUGCGAAACUGUACCAAUUGCAGCGAGAAAUAACUGAAUUGACUCAGGAAAAUCUCGAUGUCAUUGGUUACUAUACCAAAAUGCGUAAGCUCUGGGAGGAACUUAGCACAUUGGACACCAGUUCUCAGUGCACAUGUCUGUGUACUUGUGAUGGGAAAGCAAGGAUGCACAAGGCUGAGCAAGACAGACGACUAAUUCAUUUUCUCAUGGGAUUGAAUGAAGUGUACACAAUCGUUCGAGGCAGUAUCCUGAUGAUGAAUCAUUUGCCUACCAUGGCUCAAGCCUUUUCCAUUCUAGUGCAGGAAGAAAAGCAAGGGGAAGUAAAGCCUCAUGGGAAAUUCAAUCUGGAGUCCACUUCUCUACACGUGAAUGCUGCCAGUACUAGUACUAAUUUCAGAACAAAUUACACUCCACAGAAGAACAAUUGGGGAAGUAGCAGUGGAGGAAGCAACAGUGGAAGCAAACCUCCAAAUAAGUCUCAUCUGUUUUGUGAGUAUUGUAAGAAAUCUGGACAUACAAGGGACAAAUGUUACAGGCUCCAUGGUUUCCCUGAAGAUUUCAAAUUCACUAAAGGCAAGAAUGCUGUAGGAACAGCAGCUACUGCUCAUGCUAGUCGUGAUCACAUGAACAAAGGGAAAAGUCAUGUAGGAAGUGAGGAUAGAUGUGGUCAUGAGAAGAAGAGUUCUGUUAUUUCCAAACACCACCUUGAACAACUGAUGAACUUGCUGGAAAACAUUCAGCUUCAAGGAGGAAAUAGCAAUGCAGUUACAGCUAGAGAGAAUGCAAACAUUUUUGGUGGAGCUGUGAACUUUGCAGGGCCCUUCAAUGGAGAGCCCUCUGGAGAUUGGUAGAGCACAAAAUGGCCUCUAUUUUUUUUGUUCAAAGUGCCAUACUUCUUGUCCAAGCUCUACAGUCCAAGCAAAUGGAUCACAUGUUUUUUCUUUCCCUGUUAUUUCUAGUAUUUUGAA